GCUCCACAUGGUGACGUGGAACGUGGCCACAGUGGAUCCCCCGGAUGAUUUAACCUCUCUCCUCCAUCUGAACGACACAGAAGGCCCGGACCUCUACGUUAUUGGUCUGCAGGAGGUGUUCUCAGGGCCGUUGAGGUUUGUGUCGGACACGAUAUUCGACGACCCCUGGAGUCAAGUGUUCAUGUCCACUUUGGCUCCACUAAAUUACGUUAAGGUUUCCUCUGUCAGGUUACAGGGGCUUCUUCUGCUUUUCUUCUGCAAACUGGAGCAUCUCCCCUUCAUCAGAGACAUCCAGGCCACUUACACCCGCACAGGCAUCUAUGGCUACUGGGGUAAUAAAGGUGGAGUUUCUGUCCGUCUUUCUUUCUACGGUCACAUGCUCUGCUUCCUAAACUGCCACCUGGCCGCUCACAUGAACUACGCCUCAGAGAGGGUGGAUGAGUUCGAGUACAUCAUGGACAAACUGGUCUUCGACUGUGAAAAAUCUCCAAAAAUUGCGGACCACAAGCUGGUGUUCUGGUUUGGAGAUCUGAACUUCAGGAUUCAGGAUCACGGCAUGCACUUUGUCCGCUCCUGCAUCGAACAGCAGAACUACAGCCUGCUGUGGAGCAAAGACCAGCUGACGAUGAUGAAGAAGAAGGAGCAGCUGCUGCAGGAGUUUGAUGAAGGGCCUCUGGACUUUCAGCCCACCUACAAGUUUGACCUAAACUCCGACAAUUAUGACAGCAGGCUCUACAGGAACUGGUUUGGCUUUAACGGUAAGAAGCGUAAACCGGCCUGGACCGACAGGAUUCUGUGGAGGCUGCGACCCGCUGAGGAGGAAGAGGGAAACUCUGCUCUGGAGGAGGAAGAGGAGGAAGAGGAGGAGAAGGAGGAAGAGGAGGAGUUCCCGCUGAAGAUCAGGCAGGAUUUGUACACCUGCAACAUGGAGUUCAGCAUCAGCGACCACAAACCAGUCACCGGGGUCUUCACUAUGGAGCUGAAGAAGAGGUUCACUGAUCCUCUGGUGCGUGUGAAGGCAGAAGGAGAGUGGAGUUCAGACCUCGACGCGGUGGUUCUGUACCGAGCGAUGCAGCCGUUCCCCUCCAGCUCCUGGGACUGGAUCGGACUCUUUAAGGUGGGGUUCAGCAGCGUGACGGACUACAUCACCUACACCUGGGUCAAAGACGACGAGAUGAACUCCAGCGAGGAAGCCACUCAGGUGUAUGUGAGUAAAGAGGAGAUCCCUGUGCGGGGGGGCGAUUGUGUGUUGUGUUACUACAGCGGUGCUCUGCAGUGCGUCAUCGGAGUCAGUGAACCAUUCAAGGUCCUUGCUUCGAAGGUUGCCAUCGAGGAAGGUUUUUCUCCGGAGAGAAUCAACGAUCUGGAUCAAAUCGUAGCGGGUGAAGAUUUCCAUCAGUGAUUGUCAGUGUGGUUCGAUCCAGAUCCAGAUCCAGAGAAACACAGCAGGAUGUUUAACCUCACUGUGAUUCCCUUUAGGCAGAAUUAUGGCCUGUUUAUGCUGUUACAUUUGCUCUGACCUCUGACCUCUGACACUGUGACUCAGGGUCAGUUCACUCCUUUUAAAAUGAGACUUUCUCUACAGUCCUUCAACAAGUGGCUUAAUCCCUGAGGAAACAGAAAGUGCUUUGAUUUUGAUUUAAUGUUUGAGGUAAUGAGGAAUGGGAGGAAACAGAAAGUGAGGUAUGUUGUUGGAUUUGUUUAGAUUAUGUAUGUUUUAACACAUGUAAAUGCUGUGUAAACGCUGUGUGUUUAUUAUGAAUAUGUAAUUAGAUUGGAAAGGUGAAAGCACUCGACUGCUGCUGUAAUGAGAGGAAAAAGGGAGCUGCAAAGUUAGCAAAACACAUUGAUUUUUUUGUCAUUUUGCAGCAAAAUCAGCGAUUAAAUGUCAAUUGUUUUACUUAGAAAAUAUUAAUUUGUAUCCUCGAAGCCAUUCCUGGGGAAAAAACAACACAUUUAAAUUAUACCAGACUUUACACUGGAUACACCUUUAUUAAAAGUACAUAUUUAGCUGUAUUUUCCACAUCUUAGAAAUGCUGUUUUCUCACAAACCCGAUGAAUAAAAGUUAAAAUAUUUAAAGAUAUCUACAUAAUCAAACAUUUACACAUGUAUACAAAGUCAUACAUUAAGAGGCAUCAAUACAAAAUGAAAAUAUAACGGCACAAGAGUCAAUAUAUACAAAAAGAACAGUCACUUAUAAACAGAUGACGAUGAAUAUAUUCACAGUCUUUGUUCAGGAGAUAAUCAGAGCUUUGAACUGACAUUUAAGAGGAAAUGUGAAAAAGGAGAAGCUCCAACUAAAGAUGAACAUUAGGUUUCAAAGUCUGUGGGAACAUUUAUAUUUCAGAACUUUAGUUUUAGCAGAAAUACAACUUUUAUUACUUCCAGCGCUGUAGACUGCGUGUUAGCAUAGCAUUGAUAGUGGAGAAAAUACAUUUUAAAGAACAAUGAUACCAGUUUUUCUACAUCGUUGCUGCACUGUUCACAUUUCAAAAGUAGUUUGGAUUAACUCAGAAGUAUUAAAUAUUGGAUAAAGAUUAUAAUGAAACCCUUUAAAAUCGUAAUCAUAAUACAAAUACACCUUUUGUCUCUUACCUGUAGUGCCAUUCAAACAUUUUUAAAGUCACAUUUUUAAUAUAUUGGUUGUAGAAACGUCCAAUAAUUAGCACUACAGCUAAGAGGGAAGAUGUAAACCUUAAUUUGUAUUCAUUUGAAUGUAUAGAGGGGGAACUGAGGAGGUGAGAUUGGCUAAAAAACUCUUAAUUUAGAAAUAUUCAGAUAAUUAUUCAAACAGGACUGAUUUUAAUCUGUGCUCUGUAAGUUAUUAUUUUAAAGGUUUGACAUUAUGAUUUUUUUAAUGUACACAAUCCUAGGUGUUUCAGUAAUACGCUGCUGUAGGAAAAUAAGAGAAUAUUUAGCAGUUUUUUAUUUUAUUGUCACAUUUAUUAAUUAAGCUUCAGUUGUUCCUGGAGGACUUAACGUAUAUAUAUAUUUAGCUUAUUAUUCCCAGUUUGCUUACCCACCAGCACCUUGUUAAAAUGUUAAAGUGAUGCCAGAAAACAAUAUUUCUGUUCCUCAAAAACUGUAUAAUUACUCCAGAAAUAUGACCAGUCAAAAAGAGUUGGUCGGCCCUUUUGGAGAGCAAUGUACGGCAACCCAAGAAGGACAUUUCACACAGCAGCGUUUCACAAAGAAGAGAAAAAACACUCAAACAACCAGACGACAUUAAUAAUAACAAACUUUAUUUAUAUAGCAUCUUUCAUGCUUGAAGUGCCCCAAAUUAUAAGCCAAAUUAAAAAGAUUGGUCUUUAAUUUACUUUAAAUGUUUUGAAUCUGAACGAGAGAUGAGUUAUUGUUAUUACAACGUGAUUUCCAGAUUAUUUGAGAACUCCUUUUAGUGGGUUAAUUACAUUCUUACAAUAAGUGAUAAAUGGAUUUAACUUCAGCAAACUGGAGAAAUGAGAAACUGUAAAUGUAGGCAAUCAUUUAUGGAAUUAAUAAUUAAUAUCUUAAAACGUUUUAGUCUGGCCUAAACAUUCUCUGUUGAGAUUCCUGGAAAAAAAAGUUGAUUCAAGAACAAAACUCUGUUAUUAAAUCAGUGUUUUUCAAAUAUAGGAUAAGUAUUGCUAAAUCUGAAAGAGCUUCCCUAGCUUUUGAAUUUCUAUGAUGUCCUAUUUGGGUCGUCUUUCGUAAAAUCAGGUAGUCAUACCCCCCAUAUUGGACAGUUACGUACGGCAACCCACAUAGGACAUUUGACGUCCAGACGGCUGCCUGGAUUGUACUGCGCAAGAAUGUGUUGAUCUGCCAUAAAUGUAUAAACGAUAAGAAAUAACAGAGCAAUUCCAAAGCUGGGAAAUUUUUUAGACUUAAUGAUUGUCAUAUUAAAAUACAGAUUUAAUAACAGUUUCGUUCUUGAAUCAACUUUUUUAUGGAAAAUAUUUUAUGUAAUUUCCCUUUUUUCCAGGAAGCUCAACAGAGAACGUUUUGGCCGGACUAAAAUUGUUCUAAUUUUACAUAAAAUGAAAGACAGUCAUUCACAUUUAAGAAUUAUGUAUACAUUAUUAAUGCCAUAAAUGAUUGAAUUUACUCAACCCACUAAAAGGACUUAUAAUAAUCGGGAAAAUACAUUGCAAUAGAAAUAACUAGGUUGUCGGGAUUUGGGAGUUUUUUUCUCUUCUUGGCGAAACGUUUCUGUGUUAAAUGUCCUACUUGGGUUGCCGUACGUAGCUCUCCAAAAUGCCGGAUAUCGGGAAGUCACAGCACCAUCUUGUAUACGGGCGUCUUGAAUUCAUAUAUCUUAUAAACAAGAUCAGCGCCACAGUAUUCAUACUAUAUUUCCAUUCCUUUUUUAACACACAUAGAGAAUUGUUGCACUGUUUAUUGUUCAUGAUUAUUUAUAGCUUAUUAUUAUAAGUGUGUACGGAGGAAUGUGUGUCAGAAAACGAUGGAUUCAGCAAGUGCCUCGAUCUGUAUUUAUCGUUAAUAUUCCUCACGUUAUUUAUCAGAACAACGCCUCCUAUUCUCAGAUUAUAAAUUUCUAAACCUUCACCCUCACACAGAAAUCCUCUGUUGAAUCUAAUUGUUAUUGAUUAGCUGGAAUCAGAAAUAUUAGCCAGUUUAUAUUAUUGUUUUUGUUUGACUUUGUAUUAAAACGUGACCUUUUAAAAUAUUGUAAAGUACUGUAAGAGAAUAGCAAAGCGUUCCAAAUGCACAUUAAAUACGUCUUUUAACUUCAAUCUUUGUGUGGUUUGUUACUAAUCUGCUCAUUCUGUAUUAAUAACGUGAAAAAUAUGACAACGACAAUAAAACCUUCGAAUCUUGAAUGAAAA
This is a messenger RNA of Gymnodraco acuticeps, 4830 nucleotides long. Its product is annotated as inositol polyphosphate 5-phosphatase K-like. The record is from RefSeq and is a predicted model, not a curated record. Lineage: Eukaryota; Metazoa; Chordata; Actinopteri; Perciformes; Bathydraconidae. Gene Ontology annotation, cellular component: plasma membrane; endoplasmic reticulum; cytoplasm. Gene Ontology annotation, molecular function: phosphatidylinositol-4,5-bisphosphate 5-phosphatase activity; inositol bisphosphate phosphatase activity; phosphatidylinositol-3,4,5-trisphosphate 5-phosphatase activity. Gene Ontology annotation, biological process: negative regulation of insulin receptor signaling pathway; negative regulation of phosphatidylinositol 3-kinase/protein kinase B signal transduction; negative regulation of glycogen biosynthetic process.